Messenger RNA from Adineta steineri, 4911 nucleotides. The record is from the annotation of a GenBank genome assembly. NCBI's taxonomy places the organism in Eukaryota, Metazoa, Rotifera, Eurotatoria, Adinetida, Adinetidae.
AUGAAAAUUGAUCGAUCGAAAUCAAAAAAAGAUCUAUCAGCACUACCGGUUGAUUGUAAAUUAUUUAUUAAUAACUUAAAAAGUUGUAAUCGAACAGAACUUCAUGAGUUAUUAAAAUCAAUAACUAUUUGGCAUCUUGGAAAGUGUACACUGUAUCAUUGGAGUGAUGUAUUAAAUAUGUUCGAUUCAAUCUUAGAAGAAGCUUGUAUAAAAUCUGGGACAUGGAUGCUCAAUUGUGACAAAUCAGAAAAUGAAGAGUUAAAAAUCUUGGUACUUGAUAUUCUUCGUUUUACUGCAUUAUUAAUUGAACAUACAUAUUCUCGUGAUUUGUAUAAUUCCAUUGAAUAUUUAACUAUAUUAUUACAAUCAUCUGACGUAAAUAUUGUACUUGGUGUUCUUUCACUUCUAUAUGUAUUCAGUAAACGUUCAAACUUUAUCACAAGACUUCAACUUGAUAAAAAACAAGCAUUAAUUGAACGAAUUACAUUCUUAGCAGAAACUUGGGGUGGACGUGAGUAUGGUUUCAAUUUAGCUCGUUGUUGUACUGUUCGAAACCCUUCAGAUUUUCCUGAACAUGCAACAAAUCUACAUUUUGCAUAUACAGUUCCUUCUGAAUCAUCAUCAGCAAUAAAUGAUCCAACAAUUCAAACUCCUAAACAAAUAGAAAUUCCAAACGUUCAUUUAGCUGGACCAAAUGCUGCUGCUGUUAUGGAAAUAGUCCUUGCUCAACAUACAUUACCUGAAGAUAAACAAAUGAAAUUAUUCACUCAUCUUCGUUUAGCUUAUGCAUUUCCAUCAUUUGAUCAACGAUUACUAUGUAUACAAGCACGUUUACAAGCUUUAUCUAUUCUAGUUUAUUCUGGAGCAAUACAAGACACAAAUAAUAUUUUAUAUGAUGGUUUAAUUGAAGAACUUGUUGAUGUAUUCUAUGUUCAAGAUUUAACAUUAACAGAUGUAAAAGCAUCCGUUUUGACAACUUUAACAUCAAUAAUUCAUUUUGAACAAACAACAAAACAUCCACCACGCUUACAAGAAAUAAUUAAAGCAACACAAGUAAAUUCUUAUCAUGGAUUUUUGACAGCACUUGUACGACAAUGUAUUGAUAAAUUAACUGAUGAUAGUAAUGAAAGAUUUUCUCAAUCAUUUUCAACAGCAUUAUUUUCAUUUCUUUAUCAUUUGGCAUCACAUGAAAAAGGUAGUAAUGCAUUAGUUAAGUGUAGUAUAAUGCAAUCAUUAAUUAAAGUUGUUAAUUAUUAUGAUGAAUCUCAAGAUUUUAUCAUGUUUGUUACAAGAGCUGUACGUGUUAUUGAUUUAAUAACAACAUUAGAUAUGACAUCGUUUCAAACAAAUAAUGGUUUACAAGCAUUUAUAAAUCGUUUAGAGCAUGAAAUAACACAAUGUCGAAAAGAACAACCAUUUAUAAUUCGUAUACCAAAAUGUAAUCAAGGUACACCAACAACAAAUCUUGAUACACAUCCUUCAUUAUCUCCAAGUGCUCAAUCAGAUAUCUCAGGUGAACAUCCAUCUGUAACAACACAAAAUUCAACAGUACAUUUAUCGAAAGAUAUGGAUACAAGUGAAUUUAUAGAAGAAAAUUAUGAUUCAAUACCACAAAAUCGUAUUCCAGGUUUAACAUGUUAUCAUCAACGUGCUGCAUUACUUAAAGCAAUAUUAAAUUAUUUAAAAAAAGCUUUUACUCAACCAACAAUGGUUGAUACAAAGCGACAUAUUAUGGAUGGUUCAUUACCACAUUCAUUAAAACAUAUAAUAAGUAAUGUAGAAUAUUAUGGUCCAUCAUUAUUUCAUUUAGCAACUGAUGUUAUUACAUCAUUUAUAUUUCAAGAACCAUCACAAUUAUCAUCUUUACAAGAUAAUGGUUUAACUGAUGUAUUAAUGCAUGCACUUCUGAAAAAAGAUCUACCAGCUGCACGUGAUGUUUUAGCAUCAUUACCAAAUAUAUUUAGUUCAUUAUGUUUAAAUACACGUGGUUUAGAAAAUUUUAUAGAAUAUAAACCAUUUGAUAAAUUCUUUCGUAUUUUUUUAAUAUCAAAAUAUUUACCAACUAUGAUACGAAGACGCGGAACAAUUUAUGGUACAGCAUCAAGUCUUGGAACUGCUAUUAAUAAAUUUAUAAUACAACAUGUUAGUUUACGUACAGAAGUAAUAAAAUCAAUGAUAACAUUACUUGGACAACUUGUUGAAUUGGGUAAUAAUCCACAAUAUUCUUGUCAAAAAUCAGAGUCAUUGCCGUUAACUAUAACAAAUAUAAAUGUAGAAGAAAAUAAUAGAGAUUCAUCGGUUGAUGAAGAUGAUGAUGAAGAUGAUAAAACAUUAUCAAAUGAAAAUAAAUCUGAAGACGAAACAGUUUCAGUUGCUGUACCAUUACUUGAUUAUUUAAAAAAUAUAAUGCGUUUUGUUGAAUGUGUUAUUAGUAAUAAUCCAACAGAUGAUCAUGCAAAAGAAUUUGUUAAAUUAGGAGGUUUAAAAUCUUUACUUGAUAUUUUACAAAUGAAAAAUUUACCUAUUGAUUUUCCAUCAAGUAAAGCUUGUCAAUGUGUUGCUGCACUUUGUAAAUCAACAUUUACUCUUUUACUUAACGAUGAUCAAUUAAUUGAAAUAAUUAUACCAAAUCUUGAUACAAUAUUAGAUAUUUUAAUAGAUUUUUGUUUAAAUCAACGAUACGAUAAUUUAUUAUUAAAUAUAAAAAAAAUUGAUAAAAUUGAUUUUAAAUCAUCUUCAUUAUCAAUCUUAUUACUUAUGUUUGAACAUCCAAUGUUGAAUAAAAAUAUUCAAUUAAUUGAUAAACUAUUUAAAUUACUUUCAUUAAUUUCACAAUCAAUACCUACAAAUAAGAAAUUAGUUAGUUUAGAUUCAUACAUAAAUUUAGUUAGUAAGAUAUUAAUAUCGAAAUCAUAUACUCAAGAUGGUCUAGAAUUUGCAAUUAUAUUUUUAUUAAAUAUAUCAGAAAUUAAUCAAGUGACAAGAAAUAAAAUUUUACAUUUAUUAGUUAAUCAUAUUGGUUUAUUAGCCAAAGAUGUUAGUGAAGACAUUAAACAAUUACUUCGGGAAGUUGAAAAUUAUUUAUCUCAAAAGAAAUCCAAUAUUCCAAUGACAACUAAUGAUCAAUUAUAUGACUCAUACAAAAAUAUUCGUAGUAAUUCUAUCACAUUCAUGAAUAUUGAUUCAAAUCCUAUACAACAAGAUUUUCAAUUACCAACUAUGAUUGUAUUAACAUCAAAAAAUGCUAAUCAAAAGUUUUUAUUACGUAUUCUUAAAGUUAUUAUACAAUUACGUGAAGCAACAAAAAGAGAACAACUUGAUGCUCGAAGAUGUUUUGAAACUGAUGUUCAUAAAUUAACACAUCUUCUUGAUACAUUACGUCAAUCAUUACGUUCAUAUUUUCCUCCAUCAGAUAAUAAUUCAAUAAAUCAACAAAACGAUAUACUUCAACCACCUGAUGAAUUAGCUAAUUGUUUAGAACAAAUACGUACACGUUUACACACAAUUUUAAAUUCCAAUACAAUUGAACAACGUCAACAAAUCUUUUAUCAGCAAGAUAUAUAUAAUUUAAUACGACAGUUUGAAUCAUUAAUUAAAGAUUUUCCUCAACCACCAUUAUCAAAAAUAAUGAUAACAGGUAUUAAUGAUUUUUUACAAAUAAAUCCACCAUUAAAUCCACAAAUAUAUGAACCAAUGGAUCUUGGACAAUUUCUACCAAAUCAACAAACAAAAUUAAGUGAUUUAUUAAAUAUAAAUCAAUUGUGGGAUUCAUUAAAUGAUUGUUUAUUAUCAAUAGCUAAAUUACCUGAUCCACAUGCUGUUUUAGUACUUCAAUCAACUGUUGAAGCUUUUUUUCUUGUUCAUACUGCUGAUUUAGAUAAUGAAAAUGAAAAACAAAAGAAAAAGAAAAAAGAUCGUGAAACACGUGAAGCAUUAUUACAUAUAGAAUGGUUUGGUUCAGCACCAACAACAACAACAUCAACCAAUGAAUUACCAUUAGAUGCACAACAAUUUGUUAAAUUUGUUCGUACACAUCGUAUGCGAUUAAAUCAAAUUUUACGUCAAAGUACUCAACAUUUAAGUGAAGGACCAUUUCAUAUAUUAACUGAUUAUACAUCUAUACUUCAUUUUGAUGUUAAACGGAAAUAUUUUCGUCAUGAACUUGAUCGUUUAAAAAAAAGUAUACAUGGAGGAGAUUUAGCUGUACAUAUUCGAUGUAAUCAUGUAUUUGAAGAUUCAUAUAGAGAGUUAAGUCGACGUACGCCAGAAGAUUGGAAACAUCAAUUUAAUAUUGUAUUUGAUGAUGAAGAAGGAGAAGAUUCUGAUGGACUUUUACGUGAAUGGUAUUCACUAAUAACACGUUCAAUGUUUGAUUCAAAUUAUGCUUUAUUUAUGAUAAUUCCAGGUGAUCGUAUAACAUAUAUGCCUAGUUCAUCAUCACAUAUAAAUACAUGUCAUUUAAAAUAUUUUAAAUUUAUUGGACGUAUCAUAGCUAAAGCUAUAUUUGAUAAUAAAUAUAUAGAUUGUCAUUUUACACGUUCAUUUUAUAAGAAUAUACUUGGUAUCCCUGUAUGUUAUACUGAUAUGGAAUCAGUUGAUUUACAAUGCUAUAAAAAAUUAGUUAUGUUAUUACAAAAUGAUGUUGAACAAUUAGGUUUAGAUUUAACAUUUUCAUUAGAUGCAAGUGAAUUUGGUGAAAAUAAAGUUAUUGAUUUAUUGCCAAAUGGUUCACGUAUUGUAGUAACAAAUGAAAAUAAAUAUGAAUUUGUUCGUCUUGUUUGUCAAGAAAAAAUGAUUGGUUCAAUAAGACAACAAAUUAGUUCAUUUUUAGAUGGUUUCUAUGAUAUUAUACCAAAAAGUCUAAUAUCAAUAUUUAAUGAACAAGAAUUAGAGUUAUUAAUAUCGGGUUAA